Sus scrofa (pig) is the source of this 6279-nucleotide messenger RNA. Lineage: Eukaryota; Metazoa; Chordata; Mammalia; Artiodactyla; Suidae. The record is from RefSeq and is a predicted model, not a curated record.
AGAGGGGGAGCUGGGAGCCAUCAGGACCUCUCGCUUCAAUCUCUCUUUUUCUUGCAGACCGGUCUCUGUCUCUCCAUACAGAGCUUUUAUUCAGACCUCACGCUGCCCUUCGUGCUCCGUGUUCCCGUUUCUCCCUCCCCAUAAGACUAUUUACGACACAAACAACGAAUUUCCUCCAAACGGCCGCGUUAGUGAUCCAUCGUCACAUGCCUUCGGGGGCUCAAAUCCGGUUGGGAUUCGAGAAAGCCGAGGCGCCCCAGCACAUCCUCCUGAAUCAUACCUUCGGCCAGGGUUCGCUAGAAUAAUCUGGAUAUAUAAAAAGAACACUGAACAGUCGAAGCCGCUCUUCCACGGCUAAGGUAUCUCCUUGACCGAGUACCCAGGGUGCAUCUGGAAUGGCUGUGAACGUGUGUGUCAAACACCACGUCUUGUGCCAUAAAGAUGAAAUCCUGUGCAGAAGCUUCCCCCAUGCAUCGUCUUAGCGUGGAAUAGAUCCUUCUUAGCAUCUGCAUCUGAUAUCGCUCCUCAGAGAAACAUGUGCUGAGAUGGAAAAGAAAUCAAGGAGAUUUCCAUGGAGGCAUUUUUAAAGGCAUCAUCUUAGAAGGACAGUAUAAUGGCUGACUGCUCUGCCUGGGACUUCUCCUAAGGAAGCAUCACCCUCAGGAGGUGCUGGCUAAUCACCGUGUCCUCAGAAUCGCCCGCGUGCUGGAAUUCAGGCCCCGGAUUGUAGGACAGCCGCCGCCGUCGGGCUCUGUCUAUGACCCCUCUGAGAGGCUUGCUGGCGAGCCCACGGCCUCUCUUGGGUCCAGCUGCCCGGAUCACGCCCCCUCUCCGCCGGCCAGCUUCCCCACUCAGUGUGCUUAGCGUCCCUGCGGAUGCCGCGCUGAACAAUGUCAAGACCCCAGGGACUGGUAUGGCUUCCGCUGGUCUUCACUCCCGUCUGUGUCAUGCUCCACGCCAAGGUCCUGCUGUGCAUCACCGCCCUGGCCAUCAAGUUCACGCUCAUAGACAGCCAGGCCCAGUACCCCGUGGUCAACACCAACUAUGGCAAAAUCCGGGGCUUGAGAACACCCUUGCCCAAUGAGAUUUUGGGGCCUGUCGAGCAGUACCUGGGUGUCCCUUAUGCCUCGCCUCCGACCGGAGAGAGGCGCUUCCAGCCCCCGGAGCCCCCGUCCUCGUGGACGGGGAUUCGGAACGCCACCCAGUUUGCGGCCGUGUGCCCGCAGCACCUGGACGAACGGUCUCUCCUGCACGACAUGCUGCCCAUCUGGUUCACCGCCAACUUGGACACGCUAAUGACCUACGUCCAAGAUCAGAACGAAGAUUGCCUUUACUUAAACAUCUACGUGCCCACGGAGGACGGAGCCAACACAAAGAAAAAUGCUGAUGAUAUAAGCAGUAACGACCGUGGUGAAGAUGAAGACAUCCACGAUCAGAACAGUAAGAAGCCAGUGAUGGUGUACAUUCACGGCGGCUCCUACAUGGAAGGAACAGGGAACAUGAUUGACGGGAGCAUCCUGGCCAGCUACGGCAACGUCAUCGUCAUCACCAUCAACUACCGCCUGGGGAUUCUCGGGUUUUUAAGUACCGGCGACCAGGCGGCCAAAGGCAACUACGGACUCCUGGAUCAGAUUCAGGCCUUACGAUGGAUUGAGGAGAACGUCGGGGCCUUUGGUGGGGACCCCAAGAGAGUGACCAUCUUUGGCUCCGGUGCAGGUGCCUCUUGUGUCAGCCUGUUGACCUUGUCUCACUACUCAGAAGGUCUGUUCCAGAAAGCCAUCAUCCAGAGCGGGACUGCGCUGUCCAGCUGGGCCGUGAACUACCAGCCUGCCAAGUACACUCGGAUAUUGGCGGACAGGGUCGGCUGCAACAUGCUGGAUACCACGGACAUGGUGGAUUGCCUUCGGAACAAGAACUACAAAGAGCUUAUUCAGCAAACCAUCACCCCGGCCACGUACCACAUUUCCUUCGGGCCCGUCAUCGACGGGGACGUGAUCCCGGACGACCCCCAGAUCCUCAUGGAGCAGGGCGAGUUCCUGAACUACGAUAUCAUGCUGGGCGUCAACCAGGGGGAGGGGCUCAAGUUCGUGGACGGCAUCGUGGACAACGAGGACGGCGUGACGCCCAACGACUUCGACUUCUCCGUGUCCAACUUUGUGGACAACCUCUACGGCUACCCGGAAGGCAAGGACACCCUGCGGGAAACCAUCAAGUUUAUGUACACGGACUGCGACAAGGAAAACCCCGAGACGCGGCGAAAAACCUUGGUGGCCCUCUUCACGGACCACCAGUGGGUGGCGCCCGCCGUGGCCACCGCGGACCUGCACGCCCAGUAUGGCUCGCCCACCUACUUCUACGCCUUCUACCACCACUGCCAAAGCGAGAUGAAGCCCAGCUGGGCCGACUCGGCCCACGGCGACGAGGUCCCCUACGUCUUCGGGAUUCCCAUGAUCGGUCCCACCGAGCUCUUCAGCUGCAACUUCUCCAAGAAUGAUGUCAUGCUCAGCGCAGUGGUCAUGACCUACUGGACAAACUUCGCCAAAACCGGCGACCCCAACCAGCCUGUUCCUCAGGACACCAAGUUCAUUCACACCAAACCCAACCGCUUUGAGGAAGUGGCCUGGUCCAAGUAUAACCCCAAAGACCAGCUCUACCUACACAUCGGCCUGAAGCCCAGAGUGCGGGACCACUACCGGGCCACCAAAGUGGCCUUCUGGCUGGAACUGGUACCCCACCUGCACAACCUGAACGAGAUCUUCCAGUACGUCUCCACCACCACCAAGGUCCCACCUCCCGACAUGACCUCCUUCCCUUACGGAACUCGGCGGUCCCCUGCCAAGAUCUGGCCCACCACCAAGCGCCCGGCCAUCACGCCCGCCAACAACCCCAAACACUCCAAGGACCCUCACAAGACGGGGCCCGAGGACACCACCGUCCUCAUCGAGACCAAACGGGAUUACUCCACGGAGCUGAGCGUCACCAUCGCCGUGGGGGCCUCCCUGCUCUUCCUCAACAUCUUGGCCUUCGCCGCGCUGUACUACAAGAAGGACAAGCGGCGCCACGAGACGCACCGGCGCCCCAGCCCCCAGAGGAACACCACCAACGACAUCGCGCACAUGCAGAAUGAGGAGAUCAUGUCCCUGCAGAUGAAACAGCUGGAGCACGACCACGAGUGCGAGUCCCUGCAGGCUCAUGACACGCUGAGGCUGACCUGUCCCCCGGACUACACCCUCACGCUGCGCCGGUCCCCGGAUGAUAUCCCGCUCAUGACGCCAAACACCAUCACCAUGAUUCCCAGCACCCUCACGGGGAUGCAGCCGCUGCACACCUUCAACACGUUCAGCGGGGGCCAGAACAGUAGCAAUCUACCCCACGGACACUCGACCACGCGAGUAUAGUUCUGCCGUCUUUCUGUCCCCUCCCUUGGCGCCUCCCCUCCGCCACACGCAAGAGAGAAAGGAAGACAAAAGCGACAUCUCCCCACAAGGAAUGCGUUUCUUCCCACCGGCCUCGGACGGACACGCCGAAGGGCGGCCCCCGUGUCCCGGCAGACUUUUCCCACGACCAUGUCCCAGUGCGGCAAGAUCAACUUCCGACCCUGCGAAAUGUGAAAUGUAUCCAUGUGCUGUUACAAUACUGCUUUUCAGAGCUCCAUCCCCACCGCAAACGUGAGCGAGGCUGGAAUGUGACCGUUUCAAGGACCUGGGUGUCUCCAUGGGGGACCGUGGAAGCGGACACUUCUGGAACUCAGCCAGGGACCCAAUUUCUUCUUCUUUCUUUCUUUCUUUCUUUUAUUUUUUUUAAAAUUACAAUUGAAAAAGAAAUAAACGUUCUUUAUGUGCCAUAGGACGGAUGACUCUGCUUAAGGGAGGGAAGAGUCUGUGGGCGUUGACCCAGCAUAUGGAGCUGGAAUCCAGAGAGAAGGAAAAGUAGAAUUUUAUUAUUAAAAUAAAAGAACUGACUAUGCAGUUACGUACGUAGAGUUCUGUGCAAAGAGAUGUUUUGCCAGCCUGAACUGUAUUUAAGGAACUUUGUAAAAAUUUAAAAAAAAAAAUGUAUAUAGCUGUGCGUUUAAACACACACACACACACACAGAGAAAACAAACAAAACAAAACAAAACAAAAAAAGCUUUUAUUGGUGUUUUCAGUUUGAAAGAGCUUUUAGCAAGAUUGUGCUUUUCCAUUGUGUUCUGUAUGUAUAUAAAUUGAUAUACUCAUUACUCCUAUCACCUCUGUUUCCUCCAGGACCAAGGAGGAUGUUCUUAAUUCCUUGUGGCCAACAGACAUGGGGUUUUCUAAUGCGUUUCAUUUGUAGGAAAAUGCGGUUGUCACCCAGUGGACCCAGACUGUCUGUGCAACUGGUGGCUCUCCCUCCUUUUGUGGGCUGGACAAGUGCAUGCAACAGCAUUCUUAGGACACUCUUGUCUUCAGGAACACUUUGCAUUUUUUUGGUGUGUUAAGGCUUCAUGGAGUUGCAACCCCAGGAUGGACCCCCCCGCAUGGAGUCUGUGGAAAGUUUGUUGAAUUAGAAACACACGCAGGCAGAGUGACGGCAGGGGGACAACCACAACAUCCAAGCCCCUCAUUCUGUAGUUCUGGCUCUUUGAAUUGGGAAGAGUGGCUUCCCGACCCAGGGCUCUGCCAAAAAAAAAAAAAAAAAGGGAAAGAAAGCUGGUGUUUGGUGGGGCCGAGCUCUGCUGAGUCAAUACAACGCUGUAUUCCCCAGCAGCUGCACAAGGGUUUGGCUGAUGCCAUACCUGCUCAUCAGGUUUAGUUCAUCAGAUUGAAAGAGGUCAUGUGUCUUUCCCUUUCUGUGGAUGCAGUAAGUCCCUUCUUUGUCCAUCAGCAGGGUUUUUAUUUUUGUUUUUACUCUUUAUACCAUCUGUGGGAUAAAACAGAUGCCUGUCUGAAAAUUAUCUUUUGUGGAUGUGUACAUCGGCCACGGGUCAAUGAGUCUUACGGAAAGAAAAAGCAAACAAAAGGACAGAACAAAGUGUUCUCACAUGGGUUUUCAGGGACGUUAGGUAGCCUCGCCGUCAAGAUCAAUGGAAAAUAGUCGCCCAUGAUAAAUUGGUGAGCUGGGGACAUGAGCCUUGUCCCUCUGAUGCUUUGUCAUGGUUGCAUCAUCCUUUUCAUUUACCUUUAGGGAUAUUUUGAAGGAGUCAUAAAGUGGAAGGGCAAAAAAAAAAAAAAAAAAAAAAAAAAGGAGUAGCCAUGGUCACAUUGUGUCUUGUCUUUCGAGAAUUGUUGCAACACCCGGAAAUAGUCGCCAAAGAUGUUUGAAGAGACUGUCUCCGGGCUCGAGGGUGCUUAUGGCAGAAACCCAGUAUUGAAUAUCCUUGGAAAAGUGGAUGUAUUCCACAAAGAGAGUCCACAUUCCUUGUCCUUCUAUACAAUCUUUGAGCGACUAAACCCCUCAACGCAAACUGUCCUGAAACCUAUCAAAGUGUUUCAAAAUGCCCACCCCCCCAAAAAAAAUAAGAGAGUUCUUAGAAAUGCAUCCAGGUCACCCAGUCAAUUUCACUGUUCAUCUUGGUUUAAAUCAGAGGGUGACUCUGUAUAUACACGUGGAGGUGAUUAGAACUCCAGCGUUGCACACAGCGAGGCACCCCUGCCAUGGCGAGAGGUGUCGGGGCUAAGGUUGCUGUUCGUCAUUGUUGAAAGCUACUGUCAGGCCAUUUCUGCAAGCUCUGUAUUACCCCCGCUGAGGUCCAGCCAGUAGGCUGUCCAUGAAACUGCAAAAGAGGUGAUACUUGGCACUAAUGUGGGUCCGAUAUGUUUGUAAAGUGACUUCCAGUAUUUGUUUAGUAUUUCCAAUUGUCUUCUGCUAGCAAUAUGCACAGUACUGUAUCAGGCUUGUGACAUUUGGAUAAGGAAAAAAAAAAAAAAGAGUUCUUGUUAAGUGAAUAACUUUAGCUUUUACAGAGGAUUAUGAUCAAAAGCAAUUUAAUACACCUUAAAUGAUCUCUUAUUUCUACAUGGAAAGAAGUUAUAGAAUCUUCAUAGUGUUCUAUGAGAAUAAAAUAUACUUGCUAUCUAUAAAAAAAAGAGAAAAACAUGAGAAAAAAAAAACAUAAGUUAAAAAAGAAAAAAAACUUUCCUAGGCUUUUAUUGUUGACCUUCACUGGCACGCAGGGUUUAAUGGUUUCUUGGAUUAUUAUUUUGCGAUUUUGUUUUUGAUUUUGCCUUAAGUAAUGAUAGAAGAUAUAUAUGGCUGGACACAUAUGUAUAAACUUUUCAGCAGCAUUUUUAAUAAUAAAAUAUCACAGUAUUUUCUAA